Lichtheimia ornata is the source of this 3633-nucleotide messenger RNA. RefSeq lists its product as uncharacterized. The record is from RefSeq and is a predicted model, not a curated record. Lineage: Eukaryota; Fungi; Mucoromycota; Mucoromycetes; Mucorales; Lichtheimiaceae. Bases 1 to 3633 code for a protein of 1210 amino acids. The transcript has 21 exons. Gene Ontology annotation, cellular component: membrane; voltage-gated calcium channel complex. Gene Ontology annotation, molecular function: high voltage-gated calcium channel activity. Gene Ontology annotation, biological process: calcium ion import across plasma membrane.
AUGCAAUUGUUUGGCGGUGACUUCAAUACGACCACCACAGUAUACGACCAAGAGAUGCGAUUUGAUUCCUUCUUUCAAGCGUUCUUGGCUCUUUUCCAGAUUAUGACUGGGGAAAAUUGGACCGACAUCCUCUAUUCUGCCAUGCACAGCCAAUCUCAUGCAUCUGCCAUCUACGCAGAUUUGGUGCUCAAUCUUUUCAUUGCUGUCAUCAUGGAAAACUUUGAUCUUGAUGAGGACGCUAUUCGACACAUACAAAUCAAGAAAUACAUCCGCCAGCAUCGAUGGCAACCAGAAUAUUUCAAGCUUGACCUUGUUAGUCAGGUGAUGCUGCCAUUCUUCCUCAAGCAAGAGCGUCAAACAAUCAAGGUGGAAAAGUUACCACAAACGCUUGUAGCUUCCGUGACAAGAUUCGAAGUACGCGACUUUCUCACCAACAUCGAUCCUAUUGGAGAUGAUUUCAGAACGUCACCGCUUGCACGUGGUCUCCAAGAGAUGGCAUCGGCUCGUCGAUCAUCGCGUAUGACAGGUCGUCUAUCAAGGCUAUCAUUCUCAGGUACAAGGACCAGUGGAGCACAUGGAGGUGGAAAACGACGAUCAUCCAUCAUGUCAACUAUGAGCGCACAUAGCUCAGUGUUAACGGAUGAGCCCACAUUGGAUGAUCCUGAGGAACCCUUGGUCAAGUAUGGUGACGAAUAUGAGAUCAAUGUGGCCAAAGAGAACAAGGACGUGGUAUUGGAGAACCUCAAGGUCUUUCGUUCAGUGUUCUUUUUCAAGGCGAACAAUCCAUUGCGCAAGGCAUGCACUCGAUUGGUGGAUUCAUUUAUAUACAACACAGCCAUUGUCUUUUUCUUGUGCACAAGCGUGAUGCUCGCCAUAUGGGAUGAUGCUACCCAUCGACGAGGAAAUCCAGAAUGGUCCUUUUUGGCCGAGCGAUAUCAACGUGUCAUGUUGGUGGUCUUUUGGAUUGAUAGCUUGAUUCAUAUCAUCUCGCGUGGCGUAUUCGUUCUCCCUGGAUCCUAUCUACGCAGCAUGUGGAACGUGUUGGAUUUAUUGGUUCUAUCAGGGCAAACACUCGUCUUCCUCGUGGUGGAAAAAUCGCAUUACCGUGAAAGCCUUUUACGUGUUCUUCGCACUCUACGAUCUAUGCGGCUGGUGUAUUAUGUUGAAGACAUCCGGGUUAUCUUUUUGGACUUGGUGCAUGGUUUACCUUCUAUCAUUGAUGCCAUUGCUCUCAAUACAUUGGUGUUUGUCGUAUUUGCUAUGUAUGGCUGUUACAUCUUCAGUGAUCGAUUCGCUGCAUGCAAUGAUACCGAUUCUAUUGGCGCUAUGAGCGAGUGCCAUGGCGAGUUCAAAACCGAUGAUUUACGCAUUCUCGUGCCAAGGGUAUGGGACAAUCCUUAUCAAUACUCGUACGAUACAUUUGCAACAUCGAUCCUACAUCUCUUUGAAUGUGCCUCAGGUGAAGGUUGGAUCAUGUCCCUUUUCACUGCGAUGAGUGUUUCCCCGGAUUUGAAAGCACAGCCGAGUUUCUAUUGGGGAUCCAAUUCCACAUGGCAUGCCCUUUAUUACAUUUGCUUCAUGUUUGUCAUAUCCCUUUGUGCGAUUCAACUGUUCAUCGGUGUCAUUCUUGAAACUUUCAAGCAACGUCGAGGCAUAUCUUCUUUGACCAAUACACAACGUCAAUUUGAAGACCUUCAGCGGCAACUCUCAUUGAUCAAGCCCACUCGAAAAGCGACUCGUCCACCUUCAGGAUCAAUACGGGGAUUAUGCUACGAUAUUGUUAUUGACAAGCGUGGCAAGUUUGCAAAAUUCAUGUCGCUUGUGCUGGUGUUAAACAUUGUUACGUUUUCCUUGACCCAUAAUCAUCAAACAGAAGCCUUUUCAUCCAUUCAAGAACAUCUUUAUCAUAUCUUUCUCGGGUUGUAUGUCAUCGAAAUCGUACUCAAAAUGUGCGGCUUGGGACCACGAAAGUCGCUAUCUUCCAAAUGGAACCUAUACGAUGGCGUCAUGAUAAGCACAGUAUUAUUACUUGACGUUGUCAAGGAAACGGCAGGAAUCAAUUAUUUCCUUGGUAUUAUCUUCAAAGUUGCAUUGGUGGGUAUCCCUUUCCGGUUGGCACAAAGGAUCGAGUCGUUGGAUACACUAUUUCGGUCGGUCAAGCGAGCCAUGCCAAGGAUCAUCUAUAUCACAUGCGCCCUUGCAGUAGUCAUGAUAUGCUUUGCAGUUACCCUUGAAGAAUUGUUUACUACGACACGUUAUGGUCCUUAUGGUAACAACCAUGCAAACUUUCGGAAUUUGCCAAACACGUUGCAAACGCUCUGGCGAAUCACUACAGGAGAAAAUUGGGAUUUCUUGAUGCAUGACUUUGCUGUACAAUUCCCUAACUGUGUCAACGACGCUGAUUGUGGAUCACCAGUGGCAGCCAUUGCAAUCUUUGUUGUGUUUUAUGUCGUGUGUACCUAUGUGUUUGUCAAUCUCUUUACUGUGGUGGUGAUCAACAACUUUUCAUUUACGUUUGAUAACCGGAACCAAUUCACCUUGAUCACGCGCACCGACCUAAGAAAUUUCAAACAUGCAUGGGCCGAAUUUGAUCCAAAAGCAACGGGGUACAUUCGCCGAAAAGAUAUUCCUGGUUUCCUGAGAAACCUAAAGGGUGUAUUGGCGAUGCGCAUUUAUGAGCCGGAGCAUAGCUUGAAGAGUCUCCUAGAGGCAAGCAAUGAGAUGGAUGCUGAUGUGGCUCAUCUUGCUUCCGUACCUGUGCGGCGAAGUAUCACUCAAGCGGAGCCGAAUAUCAUGGGCGAAGGGUUCUACAACUUUGAAGAAGUCAAUCGGCGCUUAUCCAAUAUGGACGUGGAAGCUGUGAGAGAAAACAAACGGCAUUAUGACUUGGUGUAUCAAGAAAUCAUGCUUGCUUCAAACGCCCGGGGUAUAGCUUUCCACGACAUGUUAGAAAUCCUGGCUAUGCGUCUUGUUGAUGUAUCCAAAUCUCUCACGUUCGACGCACUUGUACACUAUGCUCGAAAACAAGACAAGAUUGUGCAUAUGCUUGCGGCAAAGAAGGCUAAAAGUCUAGUGACAAUGCUUGUGCAAAGGCGUCAAUAUCUUAAGGAGCGAGAACGUAUGCGUGAACAUCAGCUGCUUGACUUGGGUCUUUUGGGAGGUUUACUUUCACCGCGCGCUGAAGAGCCUGAAAUGGAUUUACAACAAAAGCAGCAUCAGCAUCAAUAUCAACGUACUCGUGCAGCCAGCUUGCCACACUCACGUGCAGGAAGUGUCUGUCAAAUAGGAGGAUCACCAGUGCCAUCCAUCGUUGUCGAUCAGCCGCACCAGCCACAGCCACAGCCACAACCACAUCUACCCGCAAGAGAGCCUGCAAGAUUGCCGUCUCCUAGCAUUGAGAGCCAGGUUUCAUCAUCUACAUCGCUUAUGCCACCAAGACGUGGUUAUCAACAUGCACCAUUUUCCCCAGAGGCCACUUUUCAGGAACCUUUAUACGAUACAUCUAUUGACACCUUCACCCGAUAUUAUGCCAGCGACUCGAACAUUGAUAUGCAGCCCCACGACGCUGAAGCAUUGGUAGCACAAUUGGAAAACAACCCUUGGUCAGACAUGCUUAAGGAUCAAGAUACAUGA